Besnoitia besnoiti is the source of this 11265-nucleotide messenger RNA. RefSeq lists its product as uncharacterized. The transcript is spliced from 3 exons. Gene Ontology annotation, molecular function: protein binding. The record is from RefSeq and is a predicted model, not a curated record. Gene Ontology annotation, cellular component: Cul4-RING E3 ubiquitin ligase complex. Gene Ontology annotation, biological process: cellular response to UV-B. NCBI's taxonomy places the organism in Eukaryota, Apicomplexa, Conoidasida, Eucoccidiorida, Sarcocystidae. The coding region runs from base 1 to 11265 and encodes 3754 amino acids.
AUGUGGAACCUAACAACCAAAACUCGAGGACUGUCUCCGGCGCGGUCUCCGUCGUCUGACAUGGCGGGACCAGCAGACCGGCGGCGACGCGGACACAGGGGAUGGGGAGACGCGCAAGCUGCAGAGGACAGCCGACGCGGCGAGGAGAGAGCCGAACGCCCCGCGCGGAAGAGAGCUUUCCGCCGCGGCGAAAGGCGCUGUCCUCUCUCGUCGUCGGCUGCGGCUGCCUCAGGCCGAAUCAAAUAUAGCGUACUCUCUUCUCUAGUCUCCACUCGCAACGUGCUGGCGGUCCAGCCGAAUCGCGUGUCAGCGGCCUCGCCGGUGAGGCGUCGCGCAGGCCUCGACCCCCAGCGGGACUCUACGGAGGCGCUUGGAGCGGCUUCGGCGCACGCCCGCGAUUACGCCGCCUCGACGGCCGUUUCACCGUCUCCUCCGCCCUUCUCUUCCGACGUGUGUGCCCUCCGAGCGUGCUCGGUCAGCCUCAGCAGCCGUCAGUCCACUGGGACCUCGAGCGAGGCUCUCGAAACCGCUGCGGCGGUCUCUCAGCAGUCCCGGUCUCCCCCAUCCUUCCUGUCGCUGCUUCCGCCUUGCCUGGUCGCGGAGCUCGGGGGUUUUCUGGCCCCAGCAGACCUCGUGGCCGUGUCGUCCUCGGCGCGCGACUUUCGCUGGCUGGCACACUGCCAGGCUCUUUGGCGACGUCUCUGCUUUUACGCGGGCUUCGCGGUGUGGUGCGGGGAGCGACGCCUCGCUUCGGAUUCGUUUUCAGCUCGACGCACGCGGCCUCCAGGGCCACUGCAGGCAGCCGCGGAGACUCGACGUGCCGCCGCCGACGCAGAGCCUUGCCGCGCGCCUCCCGACGCAGCCCCGACGGCGAGGGCUGCGUCUCGCCCACGUCGUCAAGAGAGCGAACACGAGAGAGACCUGCCGCAGCUAAACUGGAAGCUCAUCUUCAUCCUGAACGCGCUCGUUCAGGGCCGAAGGGCUGCGCGUUCGCCUGGAGGCGAAGGGAACGCUUCUCGCACUCCCGCAGGCCACGUCAGGCCGUCGCCGUCGCGGCUGCCUCCUCCGCGUCGUCUGCGGCUGGAAGCCUCGAGCACGCGGCGCUCCGUCUGCGUCGUCGUGCGCAUCGGAUCAGUUGAUCUCCUUCUGCCUCUGCCUCCCUUUUCUCGGCGCAUUGUUUGCUUUCUGCGUUCACGCAGUCUCCUCCCAGACGCCGGCUCGUCGUCCGCGUCCUCCACAUCGCCUUUUCCGCGGUCUCCGUCUCCCAGCCGCGGACGCGCGAGCGCCUCUGAGCGCGCGGACGCCCUCGCGCAUCCCUGGGCUCCGCCAGCGCGAGAGUCUCUCUUGCGAAGGCGUUUGCCGCCGCGGGAGCGUCUACCAGGGGGCUUUCGUCAGGCGGAAAUGCCCGCGGCACCGACCCAGGGGCAGCGGUCCGCAUGCAGCGCAGCCAAAGAGGAGACGAAGACGGCACAGAACCCAGCCAAAGAGGUUGAGCUCCGCGCCUGCCUCGGGGCGGAGAAAGCGAGAGGCGACCGCGAGGGCGCGCGCAGCGGGCGACUCCUUCCCCUUUUAUCGCCGCUGUGUGGGGGAACCGCAAGCGCCGAUUCUUCCUGCCUUUUGUCUGCGCACACCCGCGCCUCUUCGCUUCUCGCCCCCGCGUUGGGAGCCUCAGCGGACGCGCGCCGAGUCGACGCGCGCAGAGCCUCGCAGCGUGCUGAGACGUCUUCGCGGACGCUCCUUCAGCUUUUUCCCUUCGAGCGCCUCGCUCGCAAGUCUCCUUCCGCUCCUUCUUUUCCUCCGCCUGGCGCUGCCUCUCUCUCUGCCGCGCAGUUUGUUCAGGCGGUGAUUCUUCCACUGCUGUCGCCCGCCGAGCGCGCUUUGCCGGCGCGCCUGCGACAUCUUUUGCGAAGCGGUAGACCGGGGUUGCCGGUGCCGGACUCAGAGGACGUGACUCCCUGUCAGCACUACUUCUUCGAGAGGCCCGUAGUCCACGAAGCGGUCUCGCUGGUGGCGCGCCUGCCCAGACACACCGCCGCGGAAGGGAUCGACGCUGUUGAGGCAGCGGGCGCACGGGCAGCCGGCGGCGAGCAGCCCUCGCGGUGCCCUGGGCGAGGAGAAGGAGACGCGCCCGAGCGACCGCGCGCGGGUCUUACCGGCCUCGAGCCCUCCACAUCUUCUUCAGCUCGGUUUGAGGCUUCCUCUGUCGCGGCUUCCUGUGCGCCUUCGGCACCGUCCAGAGGCGCUCUUCCAUGGUAUGUUGCUUCUCCGGCGUCGGCCGCCCGCGCUCUUCCUUUGACUUUGGAUUCUCGGCCCUCCCAGUCGAGGGCGUCUGUUGUUUUCUCCUCCGUCUCCUUUCCACGUUCUACCUCGUCUCCUCGUCCCUCGUCUGUGUGUCCCUCGUGCGGCUCUCCGUGCGAGGAGGUUCCUUCGCGCCGAGUCUGCGUCCUGGACUGGCCGUUGCCGCCCUCUGGAGGCGUCUGCGCCUCCCCGCAGUCUUUCCCCGAGCUAUCGCGCGCCUCGGAGCCCGCGCAGGACGCUCCGAGCCGGUGGUCGGCUCCACUCCCGUCUCCCUUUUCUUGGGACUCGCCGUGCGCGGGCCCGCAGCCCGCGCCGUGGUCAGCGUCUCCGCGGCGGUCGCCUGAGAGACGCGAGACGUGCCAGCGGCGUUUGCCGGCACGGCCAUCGCCAGGGAGCCGAGCCUCUACGUUGUCCCUCGACAGUUUACCCGCUCUUCCGCUGGACGCCCCCCCUCUUUCCCGCUCGGUGUGGAGUCGGCGGGCGCCCUACCGCGGGCGCCGGCGCCGCGGGCUCGCGAGCGGGGUAGACGGAAGUGCCUCUCCGCAGGAGUCUGCCGCUGAGAGCCCGGAGUUUUCCUGGCGGCGUCUCCGUUUCGGGGACGUCGUGUGGGGUCGCGACCGCACCAGGGCGCCUUCGUCGUCUCUGCAAGACGCGGAAGACCUGUCUUUCUCUGAAUCAGACGACGACCGCAGGGCCUCGCCCUCACUCUCGCGCGUCGCCCAGCCGCGCUCGGCUUUGUCAGGCAUCUUUCUGCACUUGUCCCUUCCGCGUCUGUCACAGGCGUCGCUGCCUCCGUCCCUGUCGGCCGCCUCUUCGCUCUUCUCCUUCCUGUCUUUCGCCUUCCCCAACGCGAGCAGGGGCGACACGCUGCACCAAGAGGACGCGGAGGGCGAGGGGGACAGGCCGGUAAUCUCGCUUCUCCUCUCGCCGCUCCUCGGGCCCUGGCUGCAUCCGCAGAACUUUCUCCCGGGCGCGGCGGUGGCCUCUCAGGCGACGACGCUCGUCGCCACGGCUCUCGAGCCCUUCCUCUCGACGCACCCGACCGCGACGGCGGCGGGCGUCCUGCUGGCGUCGCUGCUCGCCGCGUUCGCCACCAGCGUCUCUGGAGCCCUGACGACCGCGGCGGCGACAGCCGCGGCCGCGGUCGUGGCGGCUCACGGGGGGGCAGGGGCGUGCUCUGCGGUCGCGGCGCUCGCGUCUGCGGCGGUCCACAGCGACUACGCCUUCGAGGAAGAUGACGAAGACGAAUGCGGUGAGAGCCGCGGGCUCGCAUCUCUUUUCGCGUUUUUGUUCUUGGAGAACUCACACUGCAGUCGCCAGCUGCCGCCCUCUGGAGCCGCUGAACACGUCGUGCCCUCCUCGCAGGGCCUUGACUCAAGCGCGGGGGGGGGACCAGAUGCAGCUCCUUCGCGCCCGCGGCCGCCGUCUUCUCUCAGCGCGCAGCCGAAGGCGGCGACCCCCCACGCGCCGGGAGGCCCGCCGACAGGGCGCGAGGUCGACGCCGAGGAAACAUACGAGCCACAGUCGAGUCGCGAGGCUGACCAGACGCGGGGGAGGAGGAGCGCGGGCGGCGGCUUGGGCGACGGCGCCGGAACUCAAGAGCGAGAAAGCGAAGAGGCCAGCGAGGACGGGUUCUUCAAGAGUCACGAGGAAGGACUUGUGAAGCUUCUCCUCUCUCUCGACAUCGCCACACUCUUCUCCAACAUCUCGCUCUCCUCCUGGCUCGCCGCGUGCUGCCAAUUUGUCGCGCUCACGCGGGCGCGGGCGGCCCUGGACGUCCGCGGCAUCCCCCUCGUCGCGGCGCUGUCGACUGCGUCGUUCACCACCCUCCACGCGGGCGACAACCCGGCCGCAGGGAGAGAGUUGCCGAGCACCAAACAGGAGGAGGACGACGAGGAAGGCAGUGCGGGCGCAUCGGCUGAGACGUGGACCGCAGAGAGCAGAGAGAAAGUGCCGGCGGGGCUGGGUUGCGGGCUGUCACCACCUGCGCUGGGAAGGAGCGAGACGGAGGAGGAAGAAGAACACGGGCGGGAUGAGACGCCGUUCUCCAGUUGCACAGAGAGCAACGGAGAAGCCUUCUCCCUCGGAACGCGGAGUCAGACAACUCAUACACCACAGUCUCGAUGUGGGGGGGCACACGUCAGCCACGGCAACGGCACGCGCAGGGCAGCGGCAGGCCCGAACAUGCCGUUGCCACGCGGCCAUCGGGCUCCUCGUGUUGGAGCUGCUUGUGACCCCUUUGCCUGUUCGCCGCUCGCCCGCCCUCCUCAUCCUCCUUUGGCAACCGCGCUCAUCCACGGUGCGCGCCUCGCUUCCUCACAGGCCUCUCCGUCGCCCUCCUCGCGGCGGGCUUGUUCCGAGUUUUCGUCCUACGUUUCGUCUUCUUUCGACGCGACAGGCGCCUCUCCCUCUUUUUCAACCUCGCAGCAGGCGUGGCCGCCUGGGAGCCGACCUCAGCCCCUCUCUCUCGCCGCGCUCCACGGCACCCCUGCGCAUGCUUCUGCUUCUGUCUCUUCUCAGUCUUCUUCCGCGGUUCGCACGCGGUCCGUCCGACUCUCGGGUCACCCGCGCGCCGAUCUCUCUCGGUCUCCAGUUGUCUCUCGCGACCCCCUCCGCCCUUCGGGUUCACCGGCGGUCUCUGCUGUGUCUCCUCACGGCCUCUCCGUCUCGCCCUCUACGUCCCUGUCCUCUUCAUCGCCCUCGUCGCCUUCGGACAAAGAGAUCGUGCCGCGGCGAGGUGCCGCGUCCCCACGCUCUCCUUCUUCGUCUUCUUCGCGGUCUUCUUCCCCUCUCCCCUCGCGUUCCGCUUCUUUCUCGUUGCGUGUCCCGGCGGGCUCCGCUUCCUCCUCGACGUUCGGUUCCUCCUCCUCUCCCGUGUCCUCCGCGGUGGUUGCGCACGCGCCCGCGCGGGACUCCUCCGCGCUGCUCUGGGGUCUCUCGUGGCUGUGGCCGCUGCUCGGGGUCUCCGCGGGCCGAUUGACCCCGCAGAAGCCCCUGCGCGCCGGGAGCGUCGCAGCCGCCGCGGGCCUUGUCGCCUGGCUGGCGAUCGCGGCGACCGGCAGCGCCGGCGCGGCGGCGGCGUUCGCGGCGGCGGCCUCGCUCGUCGCUUCGGGCGGCGCAGCUCUCGAGGGGGCUGGCUGGCUGGCGGGUGGCGUCGCUGGGGGAGGCGAAGACGCGGGGGACCAAGAAGGGCGCAGAGAGAGGGCGAGGCGGAAGUGCGCAGACUGCACAGCGAGAAGCAGCGACGACCGCACGCAGGACGCCGCGGACGACGAUCUAGCGGACCUGAGGCAGGAAACCGAGAGAGAGGAAGGGGUCGCGGCCGGCGCCUUGGGGGAGGCGACGCCCUUUCGCCCGCCACGAGCCGCGAGGCGCGUGGAAUGCGCGACCCGCGAGGAGGGCGAAAAAGGAGAACGAAGCGGCCGACAGCGGCAAGAAGCCCUGCAGCCAGGAGGACGAGAAGCGAGGAAGAAGAGACAGAGGGAGAAAAGAAUGCAGCGGAGGGAAGAUGGGAACUCGCAGGGAGAAGACGAGGAGAUCAGAGACGAGCGAGGAGGGAGCGACGGCGCGGGGGCCGACCGGGAGGCAGCAGAGGGACGAAGGAGACCGGGCAAGAAGAGACAGAGAGUGAAGAAGAAAGCAGAGCGACAGACACACGCGAGAAAGCGGGAAAACAGGGGAGUGGAACCGGGGGAAGAGGAGAGAAGAGAAGACUGGUGCGCGCGGAGACAGCCCUCACUCAGGGACACUGGAGGCCCGACAGCAAGGAAGCGCCAGAGGACGGCCAGCGAAGAGAGAAUACGCGAAAGAAAGACAAGAGAAGACGAUGCAGGGAAGGAAGAAGAGACGGGAGCUACGGAGAGGACCUCGCGAACGGAUAGCGGCAAAGCGCGCUGCGAAGUUCGAGGAAGGAAACGACCGCGGAGGAGCGGGAGCGAGCUCGACGCAGCACGAGGAGGUGGAGAAAGAGGCGGCGAUGAAGCCGCGGGCGCCGGGGAGGACAGGGCUGCCGGGAGUGGACGCAGGAGAGCAUCCUGUGCGAAUCUAAUCGAAGAUGAGGGUGAAGAAAGAAAUCAGAGACGUGGAGCCAGAGCGGGGGGCGGAGACUACGGAGACCAACUGACCACGGGGGAUCCAGAAGCGCGGCGAGACGGCGGAAAUCGUGUCGCGGACGCGCACGCUGUUCAGAGGCGGCAGACACCGCCGCGUGAGAACGACUUGGCGGCGGAGGGAGAGGCAGGAGAAGGCCUUGAGCGUCUCGGCAGCUCCGAGUACGAGGAGGAAGAAUCGCACCACGAAGGAGAGAGGAGGGUCGCGCUGUCGAGGAAGCGAAGCCUCGCUUUUUCUCUCUGUCUGUUCACAAACGCUUGUGUUUCAGGCCUUCCUCCAGCGGAGCCCACGCUUCUCACAGAGCGCCGCGCGGCGGCGGAUCGUGCCUAUGCGAGGGACCGGCUCAGCAGCGGUUUCGCGUGCAGCUGCAGCCGCAAGGGGGACUCGUGCGAUGAGGGAGAGCGUCUUCUGCCUCCAUUCUUCCUGUCUAGGCUGCUGCACGCCCCUCUGGUCGCGGCUCAGCAACUGGCCGCACCCCCUGCCGCGCUUCUCCUUUUUCUGCGAGUUCACAUUCCCUUCCUUUCCCGUGACCCUCUCUCCAGCGCGCUGGCACGCGAGACUUGCGCGGGUGUUUCCUGCGCGGCGGCGACGGAGACUAGCGAACCACAACAGCGGCUGUCGCCGGCCGCGAAGGCGCGCUCGCUUGCCUCCUGGGCUUCGUUCUCCUCUCCGUCUCCAUUCCUGCCGCCGGUUGCGCCGCCAGUCCGCACAUGCGCCUGUUGCUGGCGACCGGGGGACGACGGGGGAGCGCCGGGCGCUGCGGGUUGCGCCGCCAGAGACCGCGAGAUCGAGAUCGGCCUUCUUCUCAGCCGCGAGGCGACGGUCCAGCAUCUCCUGAUUCACGUCUUUGUCUCUCUUCUGGAGCGCGGACUGCUCCCCGCCGCGGAACGCGUCCACGAGGGUGCUGCGCUCGAAAGGAAACGCCCACCCUCGCGAACGGUGAGAGGGAAAACGAAGGGGAGGCAGACACAGGGAGAGACCGGAGGAAGGGUGGGGGAUGCGCUAGCGAACGCAGCAGCUGAGCAGCGAGGAAGCGGGGCUGCGGCAGGCACAACAACCGCGGCCCGGGGGUACGUGGGAAAGCGGAGAGAAGCGAGCGAGGAGGCGCCUGUUGAGAACGCCGAGAGAAGUCUCUUUUGCGCGUGGCUGGCCUCUUCGUCGUACGCGUCUUCUGCGACGCCCAUGCUGCAGCCGCAGCCGCGACCCGACGCCCGCCUGAUUCGAGAUUGCCGGUUUUCCUUCGGCGAGCGUCUCCACGUGAUUCCCUCUCCCGUAUUUUUGGCGCAUGCGCCCGCGCACGCGCCUCCGCCUCCCCUAGUCCUCACGCUCGGCUCAGGCUGCGCGGCCUCUUCUUCUUCGCCGUUCUCUCCUCAGCCUGCCUGCGCAUGUCUUCGCGCCUCAAGCCGCAUGACUAUGGCAGCUGCUGCCGCUGCAGACAGCCGGCCGUCUUCCGGCUCGUUCUGGCCUCCCUCGCUCUCACCGUCUUCACAAGUGGAGGCCGACAAGGCAGACGAGACCUGCGCGAAAUCCCGCGCGGAGCCCGCGCACGCGUCCUCUCCCUCCGUUUCGCCUUCGGCGCCCGCAUCUCCUCUUUGUCCGCCGGCGCCGGUCGCUUCCUCAUCCGCGUCGGCGCCUCGUGUCUCCUCCCUGUCUCCUAGUUCCUCUUCGGAGCCCCUCGCGCCCCAAACCGCUCGCAUGCUGGCGGCAGCGGCGGCGUGGCUGCGGGCGCUGAGAGUCUCGCUGGAUGCCCGAGAGCUAGGCGCUCCAGGGUUCGUUCUUUUUCGUCAGUCGGAGUCGCCUUCUCCUCAGCGCCCCGGUCAAAGCGACGCCGGUCCGCGCUCGGCGCUGCUCGCUGAGCCACUGCCUUCCUCGCUGCAGCCCUCGCCGCAGCCCUCGCCGCAGCCCUCGCCGCAGCCCUCGCCGCAGCCCUCGCCGCGUGCGUCUUCGCAGUCUCGCUCCCCGUUUUCCGCGUCGCGGCCAGAGCCUCUGUCAGCCAGAGGACAAGUCCAGAGCACCGGCGGCCAGGAGGACAGAAGAGAAGCUGAAGAAGACUCUCGCCGACGCCUCCACGUCGACUCGAGAAACGGUAUCGCUGGAGACAAUCUGGGCGACGGCGCAGGCCGCCAGGAGGGAGAAGGAGCCACCUUGAGCGCGGCGACGGAAGGCGGCGAGCUGCGGCGCGAGACAGACGCCGCGCGGCCUCGGGCCUCGUCGGCGCCUCGUCGGGAGAGCGCACUCGCCUGUUCGCGUCGUUUGCUGGCGUCGACUGCAGGCGUCCGCCAGUUCGAGUUUCACCCCGAUAUCCCGGAAGUCAUUCUCACGGGGCACCGAGACGGGUCGAUCAGGAUCGUCGACUGCGUGCGAGACGUCGCCACCGCCAGUCUCCCUGUCGACAGCGGACCCAUCUUAGGGCUCGCGUGGCUUCGACAGCACCCUGGGCGACUCGUCUGCGGGGCGAGUGCGACGGGCGCACCCUACUACGUGUCCUGGGACGUCUCCCGUUCCCCUCUCGACGACGCGCAGAGAGAGAGUCGGCGCGGGCGCGUUGGGCGAGGGGCAAGAACGCCGACGGGCGGCGAGGCCGCUCGGCGAGGCUGGCUCGAGAGCGAGGCUGGCGAAGAGCUGGACGAGGAGACGCGCCUGCGGCUUUCUUCGUCCGACGAUGAAGAUCCAGACGACCGGCCUCAGAGCGACUGCGAGGCCAAGCGCGAACGUCUGGCUCGCGCAGACGAGAGAGAGCGACCCGCCAGCGGAAGGGUACACGCACGCGCCUGGGCGACGGCGGCGGCUCGAUCUUCCCCGAGCAGCUCGACGUGGUUCAGCCGGCCUCUCCCUUUUGAUUCGUCGCCGCGUCGUCGCCAGACUUCCGCACGCCAGCGAAUGGGGGGGCGAGAGGCGCGCCCGGGGAGUCUCCUGUUACCAGCGUGGGAGGGAGCUCUGAGUUCGCCGUCUGUCUCAGACUCGACUCUCGCGCUUCGCGGGUCGCCCGGGCCGCCCGCGGCGCGCCGGCGCGCGGCCGUCUCGUCGUCUUCCUCUUCGCUCCGCGUCGUACACACUGGCGUCUCGUUCGAUCAGCAGCUGAGUUCUCUGUCGGUGUCGUGUACCGACGACUUUCUACUUCUCUCGGGAUUCAGCCCUGACCUCAGCCUCCACGACCUGGCCACGGGGCGGCGCCUGGGGACCCUCCACGGCCUCCACAGCGGCACAGUCAACACGGUCAGAUUCUCGUCGACGUCGCCGCACCUGUUUGCCACGGCGUCCUUCGACCACACAUGCAAGCUCUGGGACCUCCGCCAGCGCAUCGGCCUGACGCCAUGCGCCUGGCGGGGUUCAGCGCGAGGCGGUGGCCUGGGCGCCUUCACCGGCGGCGGGUUGACGCCCCGGGGGACGCUGGGCGACUUCGCAGCGGGACGCGGCGAGAGUGGGGCGGCGGCGGUGCCUGUUCAGACCUUCUCCACUGGCUCGCCGAAUGUCAUGUGCGCGUUUUCUGACGACGGCCGCUGGCUGCUCUGCUCGGGGGUUGAUACAGUGCUCAAACAGUAUGCCUUGCCCGCUUUCGCCGCGACUCCCCACCGCUUUGACCUGCCGCCCGCGCGCACCAACGCCACCGCAAACUUCCGCCGCGCCUUCUACCUCCGCGGCGGCCGCCGCCUCGUUACGGCGGGCACCGAGGAGAGCGUCGUGCGGGUGUUUGAGGCAGCCAGUGGAGACAGCGUCGGCUGCGUCUCCUUCGCAGGGCUUCUGCAGCAGAACCUAUCGCAACGCAGAGCCGAGACCCGCGGGUGGUCAGCCCCCCAGGAAGGGCGGCGCCCAUCUCCCCUCCGCGAGCGAUUCGCCGAGCUCUAUGGGGGUGCUUGCGAACCUGACGACACAACCCAGUGGCGGAGACAGGACGGGCUCGCGGCUUUCCGGCUGCGCCAAGGCUCGUUAGACGGCGAGCGAAGAGGAGGAGGCCCUGGGGAGAGAGGGAUCCAUCAUCCCCGAGCGACUCAGCCAGAGAGGCCACCACGGCCAUCUUCCAGAGGCAGGCGCUUCGUGCAUUCAGCCGCGGAACGGACGACGCGUUGGGCCCGGGGGGCGUCUGUUGACGCCGCCCUGAGCGCUGCCUCGCUGCCCUCUUCUUCCGGAGGAAGGAGUCUCUUCGGUCGCGCCCGUGUGCGUCUCCCCCCGCAGAGGAGUCGGCGCCGCGGCCUGCCGGGGGGCGGGGGAAGGGGCGACGUGAGCGGGGUUGGUGAUUCCACAGAAACUGAGACGGCGGCAGCGGACAGCAGCCAAGAGGAGUCGUGGCUAGAUAGUGACAGUGACGACUUGGAAGGCUCCGCCUCUGCGAUGAGCUAUCAGGCCACGGGGGGCGCAGAGGACGCGUACGGAGCUCAGCGCGCGCACGACGGUGCGUCGUCUGCGUCUUCCGUGUUUCUGCCUCUGCUUUCUUCCCCCGAGGUGUGGGCGCGUGCGACCGCGGUUGCCGCAGCGGGAAGGGAGUUUUUCGUGGCGUCCCUGCGUGAGUUGUUGGUGCGUUUCGAGCUGCGGCUGCAUCAGCUGAACCUGCCCUCGGCGUGGAGUCUGGGCGAGCACGGUGUCGCAGCCUCGUCGUCUCGCGCGAGCCUCGCGGCCGCCAGUGAAGAGUAUAUCCAGUCGCUCAGGGGGCAUCCCUGCGACGACAAUACGUUUGCGGUGCUGGUCGCCAUGUCGGGCGUCUCUCCCUACGGCCGCGAGGCCGAGGAAGGCGCCUCGGGAAGCGAGGCAGAGGGGAGCGAGCGGGGCGCUGGGGGCCAGCCUCCAGGGGCAUGGAAGCAUCAGGCCUUUGUAGUCUUGACGGAGCUCAGCCAAGCGAGACGCGGAGAGUACUGGAGCUGA